AUUUCUUUGUGUAUUUGUUUUUGUGUGCCUAACAAUUUUUAUUUUGUUCUAGGUUCUAACGAUAACACCUAAACGAAGUCAUACCCUCAAAAAUGAAAUAAUGGACAUCAACGAAAACAUUUCCUGCGAACCCGAACUUGGAAACUACUCAACUGUCUUCGGUGCCACCGAUACACCAGAAUGGGAAGCUCUACUCAUAAUUUUUGUACUAGGACUGCUUAUUUUAUUAACAAUAGUCGGAAACAUUUUAGUGAUUUUAAGUGUUUUCACAUACAAACCGUUACGCAUAGUCCAAAACUUUUUCAUAGUAUCACUAGCUGUAGCAGAUUUAACUGUGGCGAUAUUGGUUGUUCCUUUAAACGUAAUUUACUCUGUGGUAGGACAGUGGUUGUUCGGUAUACAUCUAUGCAAAAUGUGGCUUACUUCGGACGUUAUGUGUUGCACUGCGUCUAUUUUAAAUCUAUGCGCUAUAGCUUUGGACAGAUUUUGGGCCAUCACCGAUCCGAUUAAUUAUGCCCAAAAAAGGACUCUAAAACGAGUUCUAAUUAUGAUUGCUGGUGUCUGGGUACUGUCGCUACUGAUCUCGUCGCCACCAUUAAUUGGAUGGAAUGAUUGGCCCGAUACUGAAGUUUUUUUAGAGAAAAAAGAAUGCAAAUUGUCAUCAAGACAGGGCUACGUAAUCUAUUCAUCAUCGGGUUCCUUUUACAUUCCCUUGGCCAUAAUGACUAUAGUUUACAUCCAUAUAUUUAUUGCAACUAGAAGAAGGUUGCGAGAGAGAGCAAAGGCAUCGAAAAUUAACGCAAUAUCAAAGAGCCAAUCAAAAAAAAAAGUUGAUACUGAUAGAGAUAGUGUUAGCAGCGGAGAAACCAACUACAACGAACAAAAUAGUGAAACAAAUUGUAGAAAGGAUAGAAGAAAUAAGAAGAAGGCCAAAUUGGAAAGUGAGGAAAAGAGACAACUCAAACCUAUCCUGACUCACGAGGAUUCUGUUACUGAUAUUGAUGUUGAAUUGGAAAGGAACGAAGAUAGAAUUUUAUAUCAAUUAUGGAAUGAAUUUCGACACCCAAAGACUGAAGAACUACAUGAUGACGCGACAAAUAGGGCAGGAAAUUUUGAAGGAGGAGAGGAAGCCCUCCCUUUAGUAGAGAACGAUGAUCCAAAUGAAAUUUUUAUAGAUAAUCCUAAUGAAAUUAUUAUUGAUGAUCCUAUUACAAUUACUUUCGAUAAUUCUAUUCAAGAAGAACGAGAUGGCACUUUAGAUCAAUAUUUGCACUACCCCAAUACGCCACAAAGAAAAGGAAAAAAUACUUCCCAAAAAACUUCUUUUAUAUUAUCCUCAUCAUCUUGGAAACAAUUACAUGAUGAGAAAGAAUUUAAAAAACGGGCUGAGCUUGAGGAAAAGGAAAAUAGAAAAAAGGAAAGAGAACUGAAGAAAGUUACUAGAGAGAAGGCUGCACUUGAAAAACAAACAAAAAAGAAACAGGGGAUAAAAAGAACAAAGCAGAAGAUAAAUAUUUCAAAGAAGAUUAAGCUUGACAAUAGAACCAGUGCAUCGUUGCAGAAAAUACCGAAGGAAAUAUUACAGCCACUGCCAAGAGAAGAAAAUAUUUCACCUAAAAGCUUGGACACCACAGAUAACAGGAAUGAUAUUUUUGAGUGUUUCAGUGAUAGCAGUGAAGAUGAUGAACCUUUGUGUACCUUAAUUACCACCAAAGUACAGGUACAUCAAGAAGCAACAAAACGGAAAAUUGAAAAUGCUGAUUUUGAAAACAUGAAGCCUGGUGAAAAUUCUUCCAACUCCCAAAAAAACGGCGAAUCUUCCAAAGAAGCCACACACAUUCACACUGUGAACUCGAGCCCUUGCACCACCAUAACUGUGGUGAAUUCGAAAAGCAAAAACCCCGGUUCCAAGGUGGUUGUGAUUGAACCACCAAGAAAACCUGGAGGCGUCUAUCAAUUCAUUGAAGAAAGACAACGAAUCAGCUUAUCGAAGGAACGAAGAGCGGCCAGAACUUUGGGCAUCAUCAUGGGUGUGUUUGUAGUUUGUUGGCUUCCUUUUUUUCUAAUGUACGUUAUCGUGCCAUUUUGUCCUACCUGUUGCCCUUCUAGGAGACUAAUAAAUUUCUUUACGUGGCUGGGUUAUAUAAACUCUGCACUUAAUCCUGUUAUUUAUACGAUUUUUAAUAUGGAUUUUAGAAGGGCUUUCAGGAAGUUAUUGGGUAUACCAGGAACUAGUUAA
This is a messenger RNA of Ceutorhynchus assimilis (cabbage seed weevil), 2239 nucleotides long. The record is from the annotation of a GenBank genome assembly. NCBI's taxonomy places the organism in Eukaryota, Metazoa, Arthropoda, Insecta, Coleoptera, Curculionidae.